GCAGGCCCCUCCCCUCCGUCCACCUCCACCGGGCUGCCGUGGUCGCCGUCAUCCUGGCCUCCUCCGCCCGCCCCCGCGCUGUCAGCGGCGGCCCGGCCUGGGUCCACGCCGUGCCAAGACGGAGGCGGCGGAGGGUACACGCACACCCAGGCCAGUAAGGAUGAAAAUCUUGUAAAAAUGCCCUGAGAAGAAAAGGAGAAGGAAGACGUUAGAACGCUGCCGACUUUGAAACAACUUGGCCCUAUAGAUGCUGAUUCUCAUAAUGGAUCAAAGGAAAAAUGAUAGCUUUGUCCCAAGUAUCACUCAGUUGGAAGAUUUUCUGACAGAACAUAACUCCAAUGUGGUGUGGCUUCUUGUUGCUACAAUUUUGUCCUGUGGAUGGAUUAUAUAUCUCACUUAUUAUAAUUCCCGGAAUGUUGGACUUAUUUUAACACUAGUUCUUAACAGAUGGUACAAGAAUGGCUACAUCCACAUUGGUUCAUUUUCUUUCUCUGUCCUUUCUGGAAAAGUGAUGGUCCGAGAAAUCUAUUACAUCACGGAGGAUCUGUCUGUCAGAAUUCAAGAUGGAUUUAUCAUUUUUCGGUGGUGGAAAAUGUAUAACCCGAAACAGAAGCAACAUGAUCCAAAGGCAGAGACUAGAUUGUACAUCACAGUGAAUGACUUUGAAUUUCAUGUCUACAAUCGUUCUGAUCUUUAUGGACAACUUCAAGAAUUGUUUGGUUUGGAGCCAACCAUAAUUCCAUCCAAAAAAGAUAGCGACAGAGUGCUGGAGAAUGGGAGAGAGAGGACGCGGUCCAACAUUGAAAGAGUCAAAGUAAGAACAGAAUCUCAGGAUCCCUCGUCUUCAUGGAGGUCCCUUAUUCCAGUCAUAAAGGUCAAUGUGAGCACAGGUCGUUUGGCAUUUGGGAAUCAUUACCAACCACAGACUCUGUGUAUUAACUUCGAUGAUGCUUUCUUAACAUACACCACAAAGCCGCCAUCCAGCCACCUUGACCAGUUUAUGCAUAUCGUGAAGGGAAAACUAGAAAAUGUCAGAGUCAUGCUUGUGCCCAGUCCCCGAUACGUUGGUCUUCAAAAUGAUGAGCCACCAAGAUUAAUGGGAGAAGGUUUUGUUGUGAUGCAAUCCAACGAUGUUGACAUUUACUACUAUAUGGAUGAACCAGGCCUGGUCCCAGAAGAAACUGAGGAAACUAUUGAGGGAGAAAUGAGCAGUGAGGAUAGUAAAUUGCAAGACUUGCCUCCAUGUUGGGGAUUGGAUAUAGUUUGUGGUAAAGGAACAGAUUUCAAUUAUGGACCCUGGGCUGACCGACAGAGAGACUGUUUAUGGAAGUUUUUUUUCCCACCUGAUUACCAAGUUAUGAAAAUUUCUGAAAUUGCUCAGCCAGGGAAACCGAGGCAAAUCCUUGCUUUUGAGCUGCGGAUGAAUAUCAUUGCAGAUGCCACGAUUGAUUUGUUGUUCACAAAAAAUAGGGAAACAAAUGCUGUACAUGUAAAUGUGGGAGCUGGGUCAUAUUUAGAAAUCAACAUUCCUAUGAUAGUUGGGGAAAAUGGUUAUACCCCUGCAAUUAAAGGACAACUUUUACAUGUUGAUGCUACCAGCAGUAUGCAAUACCGGACCCUUUUAGAAGCAGAAAUGUUAGCAUUCCAUGUCAAUGCCAGCUAUCCCCGAAUAUGGAAUAUGCCUCAGACGUGGCAGUGUGAGCUAGAAGUUUACAAAGCAACUUAUCACUUCAUCUUUGCUCAGAAGAACUUCUUUACAGAUUUAAUUCAAGACUGGUCGAGUGAUAAUGCCCCUGAUAUUUUUUCAUUUGUUCCAUAUACAUGGAAUUUUAAAGUUAUGUUCCAUCAAUUUGAAAUGAUUUGGGCAGCGAAUCAACACAAUUGGAUUGACUGUUCAACCAAACAACAAGAAAAUGUUUAUCUGGCAGCCUGUGGGGAAACAUUAAAUCUUGAUUUUUCUUUGCCUUUUACUGACUUUGUUCCAACUACAUGCAAUACAAGAUUCACUUUAAGGGGAGAAGAUGUCGAUCUUCAUUUAUUUCUACCAGAUUGCCACCCUAGUAAAUACUCAUUAUUCUUGUUGGUGAAAAAUUGUCACCCAAAUAAAAUGACUCCAGAUUCUUGUAUUCCUGCUGAGUGUCAGAGUGGCCAGAAAACAGUGAAACCAAAAUGGCGAAACAUCACCCAAGAAAAGGCUGGCUGGGUUGAAUGCUGGACUGUUCCAAGUGUGAUGCUUACCAUUGACUACACUUGGCAUCCAAUCUAUCCUCAGAAGGCAGAUGAACAGUUAAAGCAGUCAUUGUCAGAGAUGGAAGAAACAAUGUUAUCUGUACUAAGACCAUCUCAGAAAGCAUCAGACAGAGUUGUUUCUUCUCCUACAACCUCUUCACGCCCUCCUGUUGAUCCAUCAGAACUGCCGCCUGAUAAGCUUCAUGUAGAAAUGGAACUCUCUCCAGAUUCUCAGAUAACCCUGUACGGACCUCUGCUGAAUGCCUUUCUGUCUAUAAAGGAGAAUUACUUUGGAGAAGAUGACAUGUACAUGGACUUUGAAGAAGUGAUUUCCAGCCCUGUCUUAUCGCUCUCCACUUCAUCCAGCUCUGGCUGGACUGCUGUUGGAAUGGAACAUGACAAAAAAGACAAUGAGGCAUUGGCCAAACCGGUCCAUCCCCUUACCUUGCGUCCAUGGGACAUCACAGUGCUCGUGAACUUGUACAAGGUUCACGGGCGCCUUCCUGUUCAUGGAAGCACUGAUGGUCCUGAAUGUCCAACAGCUUUCUUGGAAAGAUUAUGUUUUGAAAUGAAAAAAGGAUUUAGAGAAACCAUGCUGCAACUUGUUUUGUCCCCACUAAAUGUAUUUGUGAAUGAUAACUACCAGCAGCGACCUCCUGUGGAUGAAGUGCUUAGAGAAGGUCACAUCAGCUUGUCAGGUCUGCAGCUCCGAGCACAUGCCAUGUUUUCGGCAGAAGGUCUCCCUCUGGGAAGUGAUUCCUUAGAAUAUGCAUGGUUAAUUGACGUCCAGGCUGGGUGUCUGACAGCUAAAGUUACAGCACCACAGCUGGCAUGUCUACUGGAAUGGGGACAGACAUUUGUUUUUCAUGUGGUGUGCCGAGAAUUUGAGCUGGAAAGACCAAAAUCUGUAAUAUUAUGUCAGCAUGGAAUUGAUCGUCGCUUCUGUGAAUCUAAGAUGAGUUGUGUUCCUGGGCCUUGUUCAACCUCGGAUGACCUGAAGUACACGAUGACCCGCUUAGCGGUAGAUGGUGCAGACCUCUAUGUCGUGGAGCAUGGCUGUGCUACAAAUAUAAGGAUGGGUGCCGUACGAGUUGCCAACUGUAAUCUCCAUAAUCAGUCAGUUGGGGAAGGGAUAAGUGCUGCAAUCCAAGAUUUCCACGUAAGACAGUACAUUGAGCAGUUGAGUAAUUGCAGAAUUGGACUUCAGCCUGCGCUCCUACGGAGGGCUUAUUGGCUCGAGGCGGGAUCAGUCAACAUAGGGCUCGUCACUGUGGACGUUGCCUUAGCUGCGGACCACCAUUCCAAACACGAGGUGCAGAGACAUUUCUUAGAAACUCAUGACAGGAGAACCAAGAGGCUGUGGUUUUUGUGGCCAGAUGAUGGUGUGAAGAGUAAAAGGGGCAGAAACAAGUGUGGCUGUUUAGGAGGCUGCAGGUUCUUUGGGGGCACGGCCACUGGCCUGGACUUUUUCAAGCUGGAAGAGCUUACUCCCUCCAGCAGUUCGGCCUUUUCUAGCACAAGUGCAGAGUCUGACAGGUGUUACGGACAGUCCCUCCUGCAGCCUGGAGAAUGGAUUAUCACCAAAGAAAUACCCAAAAUUGUUGACGGUAAAAUAAAUGGCACGAAAAGGAAAGAUUGGGACAGCAAGUCAGUAGGGAUAGAAGUGGAGAGGAAAGCUCCCUCCCUGAGCCUUCAAGUGCCUCUGCGUUCCCACAGCUCCUCCUCUUCCUCCGAGGAGAACAGCAGUUCCAGUGCGGCGCAGCCCUUGUUAGCCGGGGACAAAGAAAGUCCUUCUUCUGGUGCGGAAGAGCCAAUGGUUCAGAAGGAUGCCUUGCUUGCUUCCAAAAGAGAAGAUGGCCAAGGAAGUGUUCCUGCAGAAGUUUCAGGAAAUAGUCCUGUUUCUCCAAAUGCUCAGGAUAAGUCCGGAGCUCAGUCUCCCCUCAGGUCCCCCUUAAAGCGACAGGCAUCUGUGUGUUCCACCCGGCUGGGAAGCACCAAGAGCCUGACCGCGGCUUUCUACGGCGACAAGCAGCCGGUGACCGUCGGAGUUCAGUUCAGCAGUGACGUCUCCCGGAGCGACGAGAACGUCCUGGAUUCCCCCAAACAAAGGAGGAGCUUCGGCUCCUUCCCGUACACGCCCUCAGCAGACUCGAAUUCAUUCCAUCAGUACCGCUCGAUGGAUUCCAGCAUGUCAGUGGCUGAUAGUGAAGCCUAUUUUUCUGCAGCUGAAGAAUUUGAACCAAUAAGCAGCGAUGAAGGCCCAGGAACUUAUCCUGGGCGAAAAAAAAAGAAAAAACAGACACAGCAAAUUGACUAUAGCAGGGGUUCCAUCUAUCACAGUGUUGAAGGACCACUUUCAGGCCAUGGAGAAAGCAUUCAGGACACGCACACGCUGCCAAUCAAAACUCAUCCUUCUCAGGCGUCUUUUGUUUCAGCUCUGGGAGGGGAUGACGAGCUUGGAGAACACCUGUAUAUGACAGAAGGCGAGAAAACCACUGAAAAGGAGCAGAUCACUUCUCAGCAGCCUGUCAUGAGUUGUUAUCAGACUUACCUUACUCAAUUCCAGGUGAUUAAUUGGUUAGUUAAGCACCCCACAAACAAAAGAACCUCCAAAUCCUCAUUGCACAGACCAUUGGAUCUGGAUACGCCAACCAGUGAAGAAAGCUCCUCCUCUUUUGAACAUCUCUCUGUCCCAACUUUCAAGGUCAUCAAACAAGGCCUUACAGCUAAUUCUUUACUAGACAGAGGCAUGCAGCUUACAGGGAUGACUUCAAAUACUCCAUACACUCCUUUGGAAAAGAAAGUUAUGGAUACCACAGAUGAUGAAACGUUAACAGAAGAGUGGGCCUUGGAUCAGCCAGUGUCUCACACCAGGACGACAGCCAUCGCAGAAGUGAAGGGGACUGUGGACGUCGUUCUGACCCCCCUGGUAGCUGAAGCCUUAGACAGAUAUAUUGAAGCAAUGGUUCACUGGGCGAGUACCCGGCACCCAGCUUCGAUUGUGGACCAUCUCCAUUCCAAGGUCCUGAGAGAAGCCGUACAGAAUAGCAAGACGACCUUCUCUGAACACUUGUCCUCCAAGCAGGAGAUCAGAGGAACAAAAACUGAGCACCCGCCCCCAGGACGCCCCAACCAAGGACAAGCACAGACAAAUCUUGCGGCCCAGCAAGAGGACGUAGCCAUCAAAGGUCUCCAGGCCAAUGUCAGCGUGCCCAAGGUAAACUUGUGUUUAUUGCAAGCAUCAGUGGAAGAAUCGCCUACAGCUUCUGGGAGAAGUGUGACUCACGUUUCCCUUGUGGCAUUGUGUUUUGAUAGAAUUGCUACACAAGUUCGUAUGAAUAGAGGUGUGGUUGAAGAGACACCAAGCAGUACAGAACCUGGCAGGACAUCAAACUGGGAAAGAUAUGUCCAAGCCAGCAAGAUGCAGCCUCAGUCUUCUGGCUCCCUGCGAUCGAAUGCUGGAGCAGAAAAAGGCAAAGAAAUUGCUGCCAAGCUCAACAUCCAUAGAGUACAUGGACAGCUUCGGGGCCUUGAUACGACAGAUAAUGGGACCUGUGCCAUUACUGCUAUUCCUUUUGAGAAGUCAAAGGUUUUAUUUACUCUUGAAGAGUUGGAUGAAUUUACUUUUGUGGAUGAAACUGAUCAUCAAGCCAUUCCAGAUGUCGCUCGGGUCGGCCCUAGCCAGGAAAAGUGGGGCUGGAUCAUGUUUGAGUGUGGCCUGGAAAACCUGACCAUAAAAGGAGGAAGACAGUCUGGUGCUAUUUUAUACAAUACGAUUGGAAUUAUGGGUAAAUCUAAUGCCACAGAGAGGGGCGGACUGCUGACGUCCAAUAAUUCUUCGGAUUCCCCCACCGGCAGUGGUUAUAAUACAGACGUAUCAGAUGAUAAUCUUCCUUGUGACCGAAUAAGUCCUUCCUCAGACAUAAAUGGAAAUUCUAUUUCAGAUGAACAGGAUGAAGGAGUUGAAUCAGAUGAUUUGAAAAAAGAUCUCCCUCUAAUGCCUCCCCCUCCGGAUUCCUGCAGCAUGAAGUUGACUAUCAAAGAAAUUUGGUUUAGUUUUGCUGCUCCGACCAAUGUGAGAUCACCUGCACACACCUUUUCUAGGCAGCUGAACCUUCUGAGUACUGCUACUCCUGCUGUGGGUGCGUGGCUUGUCCCCAUUGACCAACUCAAAUCAUCUUUAAACAAAUUAGAGACUGAAGGAACCUUAAGAAUUUGUGCUGUGAUGGGAUGUAUAAUGACAGAAGCCUUGGAGAAUAAAAGUAUGCACUUUCCUCUAAGAAGCAAGUACAACAGACUUACUAAGCUUGCUCGUUUUCUCCAAGAAAACCCUUCAUGUUUACUUUGCAAUAUUUUACACCACUACCUCCACCAGGCAAAUUAUUCCAUCAUUGAUGAUGCUACAAUGAGUGAUGGACUUCCUGCCUUAGUAACUUUAAAAAAAGGUCUGGUUGCCCUUGCCAGGCAAUGGAUGAAAUUCAUUGUGGUCACACCAGCUUUUAAAGGUGUCAGCUUGCACAGGCCAGCUCAGGCCUUGAAACCCCAGGCUGUGGUGAGCCAUGACCAUGAGGACGGACUGGGACUAGACAGUGCUGGUGGUCUUCAGAGCGAUACCAGUGCUGAUGGUGCCGAAUUUGAAUUCGAUGCAGCUACUGUCAGUGAACAUACAAUGCUUCUAGAGGGAACAGCCAACCGGCCUCCGCAAGGGGGCGUUUCUUCUGGACCUGUAAGUGGAGCUGAGAUCAUGAGGAAAUUGUCAAAGACACACACCCACAGUGACUCGGCUUUAAAAAUAAAGGGUAUACAUCCAUACCAUUCUCUGAGCUAUACCAGUGGAGAUACGGCCACCGAUUCACCAGUGCACGUGGGUCGUUCUGGAAUGCCCGUCAAAGAAAGUCCAAGAAAGGAAAGUCUGCUCAGCUAUUUGACUGGGAGUUUUCCAAGCUUGCAUAAUCUCCUGGAAGGGACUCCUCAGAGAAGUGCUACAACAGUUAAAAGCAGUUCUCUGACAAGAACAGGAAACACGGUCGCCACAGACAUGCUAUCUGAACACCCUUUGCUCUCUGAGCCUUCCUCUGUCAGCUUCUAUAAUUGGAUGUCAAAUGCAGUGGGCAAUCGAGGAAGCUUGGCGCAGGAAUCUCCCGCUCCAAAGUCGGGACACAAUAGUCUUCCAACAGGUGUUGCUCCCAACCUUCCUACAAUCCCCUCUGCUUCAGAUUUCAAUACCGUUUUGUCAAGUGACCAGAACACCUUGGAUGGAACCCAUUCUCAGCACAGCACAAGUCAGGAUGAUGUCGCAGGGGUAGAAGAAGCUAACCAGGGAUUUCCUGCUGUCCAGCUUGCGGAUGCCCAGGUUGUCUUCAAACCACUGCUGAGCCACACAGGGAUUCAGUCACAGGACACGAUGCCACUCUGCUACCGAAUGUACUUUGGAGAACAUCUUUCGUUCUCUGGGACAUUAGAUUGCCUCAGAGCAGACAUUGUGGAUUCAGAUACAGCCAAGGAGAGAAGAAGCAAACGAGCAAGACGGCAAGGACAUGUCAGCCUUCCUCCACUUGAGUUCAAACCAGCAUUAAUGUUGGAAACCUUCAGCAUCAGUGCUGUUGUAAUGGAGAAGUCAACAUGUACCCCUCAGAACUCAACCAAUGCUUUUUCAUUUCACGACCUCAACAAACGUUACUUCAACACCUUUCACUGUAACUUUACUAUUUCCUGUCAGUCAAUAAGCCAGCAUGUGGACAUGGCUCUGGUUCGCCUCAUUCACCAGUUCAGUACCAUGAUAGAUGACAUCAAGGCCACUCAGACUGACAUCAAACUUAACAGGUACACGGCGGGGUCAGCUUCCCCCACCCCUACCUUCAAAACCCACAAGCAUCGCGACUUCCGCUCCUCCGACUUCAGCCGAAGCUCCCGGGGGAGCCUCAACGGUGGCAGCAGAGUCAACAAUGCAAAGGGUAAACGCACCAACAAUGAGAACAACAAGAAGGAGUCCCGCAACAAGAAUUCGUUAGGACGGUCGGAAAGAAGGACCUCCAAGGUGUCAAGGAAGGGUUCCAAGGAGGUGGUGGAUCACAUGGCCAUCCACAUGGACGACUCCGAUUCCAUCACAGUGUCCGAACAGAGUGAGCCCUCAGCAGAGUGCUGGCAGAACAUGUACAAGCUGCUUAACUUUUACUCGCUCAUCUCUGACCCAACUGGGAUAUUGGAGAAAUCAUCAGAAACAUUUGGUCCAACUGGAGUUCGGAGCCCUACAGAGCCUCCGUGUAAAGUUGUGUUUGAGAAUGAACAGGACAAUAGCAGCUUGACCAAAACGCACAGGAAGCGGAGCUUGGUCACUUCAGAGCCUCAGAAUGUCACUCUCAUAGUUUUUGGCAUUGGCAUGGUGAACCGCACGCACCUGGAGGCCGACAUUGGAGGACUCACAAUGGAAUCAGAGCUGAAAAGAAUUCAUGGCAGUUUUACCCUAAAGGAAAAAAUGAAAGAUGUUUUACAUCAAAAGAUGACCGAGACUUGUGCCACUGCUCAUAUUGGCGGGGUUAAUAUUGUGCUGCUUGAAGGGAUUACACCAAAUAUACAACUGGAAGAUUUCCCUACGUCUCCUACAAGCACUGCCAAACAGGAAUUUCUAACUGUAGUGAAGUGUAGCAUCGCCAAGUCCCAAGCCCUCUACAGUGCCCAGCGAGGGUUGAAGACCAACAAUGCUGCUGUGUUCAAGGUGGGAGCAAUCAGCAUCAACAUUCCCCAGCACCCGGCCACCUUACAUAGCAUGAUGGUCCGGAGCUCACACCAGCUUUCCAAGCAGAUCUCAGACCUCAUCAGACAACCAUCGACAGCCCCACAGUCUACAAAAGAAGAUAUUGCAACCCCCUUGCCUUCUGAAAAAACUCCAAGUGUAAACCAAACGCCUAUUGAAACCAAUGAAUUUCCGCAGCUACCUGAAGGCUUGGAAAAGAAGCCUAUUGUUCUUAAGUUCAGCGCCAUGUUGGAUGGAAUCGCGAUUGGAGCAGCCCUCUUACCAUCUCUGAAAGCUGAGUAUAAGAUGGGAAGAAUGAGAAGUCACGGGAUGACAGGUGCACAGACGAGAUUUACAUUUGAACUGCCAAGUCACCGAUUACGCUUUACUUCAAAAGUUUCUGCCACAGAUAUGUCAACUAUUCCUCCUUCUGCUAGUCUGAACCUUCCUCCUGUCACCAUGUCUGGGAAAUACAUAAUGGAAGAGCAUGACAGUUAUUCAGAUCAAGUGUGGAGUAUAGAUGAGCUUCCCUCUAAACAAGGUUACUAUUUACAGGGAAACUACUUGCGUUGUGUGGCAGAGGUUGGCUCAUUCGAACAUAAUCUUACAACUGAUCUUCUAAACCAUUUGGUAUUUGUGCAAAAAGUUUUUAUGAAGGAAGUUAAUGAAGUAAUACAGAAAGUUUCUGGUGGGGAGCAGCCCAUCCCUCUCUGGAAUGAGCAUGAUGGCACAGCAGAUGGAGAUAAGCCCAAAAUUCUCCUCUAUUCCUUGAAUCUGCAGUUUAAGGGCAUUCAAGUUACAGCCACGACUCCCUCAAUGAGAGCCGUGAGGUUUGAAACGGGAUUGAUUGAACUGGAACUCUCAAACCGACUUCAGACAAAAGCCUUGCCGGGGGGCAGCAGCUAUCUAAAGCUGUUCGGUAAAUGCCAAGUCGACUUAAAUCUGGCAUUAGGACAAAUUGUCAAACAUCAGGUUUAUGAAGAAGCUGGUUCUGAUUUUCAUCAGGUUGCCUAUUUUAAAACCAGAAUUGGGCUAAGAAAUGCCCUCCGAGAAGAAAUCAGUGGUUCUUCAGACAGGGAAGCUGUGCUCAUUACUUUGAAUAGACCGAUUGUUUAUGCUCAGCCUGUGGCCUUCGACAGAGCUGUGCUGUUUUGGCUCAAUUACAAGGCUGCUUAUGACAACUGGAAUGAACAGCGGAUGGCCCUGCACAAGGACAUUCACAUGGCUACAAAGGAGGUGGUUGACAUGCUGCCGGGCAUCCAGCAGACGUCUGCCCAGGCUUUUGGGACACUUUUCCUCCAGCUUACUGUUAACGAUUUAGGAAUCUGCUUGCCUAUCACAAACACUGCCCAGUCGAAUCACACUGGUGACCUUGAUACUGGCUCUGCUUUGGUAUUGACCAUUGAGAGUACUCUCAUCACUGCCUGCUCUUCAGAGUCCCUCGUUAGUAAAGGUCACUUCAAAAAUUUCUGCAUCCGCUUUGCCGAUGGCUUUGAGACAACUUGGGAUGACUGGAAACCAGAAAUUCGUGGGGAUCUUGUCAUGAAUGCCUGCGUGGUGCCCGAUGGCACUUACGAGGUCUGCUCAAGGACCACCGGGCAGGCAGCGGCUGAAAGUAGCAGUGCUGGGACCUGGACACUCAAUGUGUUGUGGAAAAUGUGUGGAAUUGACGUCCACAUGGAUCCUAACAUUGGGAAGAGGCUGAAUGCUCUGGGGAACACCCUGACCACCUUGACGGGAGAGGAGGAUGUGGACGACAUUGCUGACCUCAGCUCAGUGAAUAUCGCCGAUCUCGAUGAAGAUGAAGCGGACACGAUGUCGCCUACUGUGCACGCUGAAGUUGUAGAUUAUCGAAGGCAAGGAGCGUCUUGUACCCAGUCGGGAGAACUGAGAGGCAGGAAGAUCAUGAAGCGCAUUGUGGACAUCAGGGAACUGAAUGAACAGGCCAAAGUAAUUGAUGAUCUCAAAAAACUGGGUGCAAGUGAAGGAACCAUAAACCAAGAAAUUCAGCGAUACCAACAGCUAGAGUCUGUUGCAGUGAAUGAUAUUCGUAGAGAUGUCCGCAAGAAGUUGCGCAGAUCCAGCAUGCGAGCUGCUUCCCUGAAGGACAAAUGGGGUCUAGGCUAUAAACCCAGUUAUAGCCGGUCAAAAAGUAUUGCUGCUUCGGGAAGACCACCUCUUAAAAGAACAGAAAGAGCGAGUUCUCGAUUGGGAGAAAAUGAGGACCUCCCAGAAAUCCGUGUAGAUGCAGCAUCUCCUGGACCCAGAGUAACUUUCAAUAUCCAGGACCCAUUUCCUGAGGAAACAGAAUUGGACCUUUUGUCAGUAACCAUUGAUGGACCGUCACAGUACUCAUCAACCAGUGAAGGAUCGUGCUCCGUGUUCAGUUCGCCGAGAACUCCGGUUGUCUUCUCACAAGGCAUUCCUUUCCAAAGUGAAGAGGGGAGACGGGACGACAGUUUGUCUUCUUCCAGUGAAGAUUCAGAAAAAGAUGAAAAGGAGGAUGACCAUGACAGGGAAAGGCUCUAUUUUUACAGGAAACCCUCGCAUACAUCCCGCAAAAAAGCAACAGGCUUUGCUGCUGUGCAUCAGCUAUUUACUGAACGUUGGCCAACAGCGCCUGUCAACAGGAAUCUGAGUGGCACAGCCACAGAGAGAAAUAUUGACUUUGAACUUGAUAUUCGAGUUGAGAUUGAUAGUGGAAAGUGUGUCCUGCAUCCAACAACACUUCUGCAGGAACACGAUGACAUGAGCUUGAGGAGAAGUUAUGACCGGAGUUCCAGAAGCUUAGAUCAAGAAUCCCCCUCAAAAAAGAAGAAAUUUCAAACAAACUAUGCUUCUACUACCCAUUUAAUGACUGGCAAAAAAGUGCCAUCAUCUCUGCAAACCAAACCCAGUGACCUGGAGACAACAGUCUUUUAUAUCCCUGGAGUUGAUGUAAAGCUACAUUACAACUCCAAGACCCUAAAGACUGAGUCGCCAAAUGCUUCCAGAGGAUCUUCUUUGCCCAGAACCCUUUCCAAAGAGUCCAAGCUGUAUGGUAUGAGAGAUAAUGCCACGCCUCCUCCUCCUCCUCCUCUUUUACCUAGCACUUUCCAGAGCAAGACUAACACCUUACUUCCUCCCCAACCCCCACCUAUUCCCUCAGCCAAAGGGAAAGGAAGUGGAGGGGUGAAAACAGCAAAAUUAUAUGCCUGGGUCGCCCUUCAGUCACUACCAGAAGAAAUGGUGAUUAGUCCCUGUCUGUUAGAUUUUCUGGAGAAGGCCCUUGAAACCAUCCCUAUUACACCAAUUGAAAGGAAUUAUACUGCUGUUAGCUCACAAGAUGAAGACAUGGGGCACUUUGAAAUCCCAGACCCAAUGGAAGAGUCAACAACAUCACUGGUGUCAUCUUCAACCUCUGCCUACUCCUCCUUCCCUGUCGAUGUCGUGGUCUAUGUCCGAGUUCAGCCUUCUCAGAUCAAAUUCAGCUGUUUACCAGUAUCAAGAGUGGAAUGUAUGCUAAAGCUGCCUUCCCUGGACUUGGUAUUCUCCUCAAACCGAGGAGAACUGGAGACUUUAGGUACCACUUGUCCUACAGAUGCUGCAUCUCCUAGUGGUCACCCUACUCCGAGUGGAUCAAAGACCUUCACCAGUAAAACGGGGAUGCCAGGUUCCUCUGGACUAGGCAGCCCUCUUGGCAGAAGCCGCCAUAGUAGUAGUCAGUCUGACUUGACCAAUGCCAGCAGCAGUUCAUCCGGGUUGAGUUUCACUGCCUGCAUGUCGGACUUUUCCCUUUAUGUAUUUCAUCCAUAUGGAGCCGGCAAACAAAAAACUGCUGUUACUGGCCUCACCCCUGGGUCUGGGGGCCUGGGGAAUGUAGAUGAAGAGCCUACCUCAGUCACCGGCCGCAAAGAUUCCCUCAGCAUAAAUCUGGAAUUUGUGAAAGUGAGCUUGUCCCGGAUACGACGCUCGGGAGGCGCCUCAUUUUUUGAAAAUCAGGCUGCAAGCAAGUCGGCAAAUAAAAUGGACACUACAUUGAUAAACAUAUCUGCGGUGUGCGACAUCGGUUCAGCUUCCUUCAAAUACGACAUGCGCAGACUGAGCGAGAUUCUGGCCUUCCCCAGAGCCUGGUACAGGAGAAGUAUUGCCCGCCGCCUUUUUCUUGGCGACCAAACUAUAAAUUUGCCCGCGUCGGGCCCUGGGACGCCGGAUUCCGUCGAGGGAGUGAGCCAGCACCUUUCUCCCGAGUCAUCCCGCAAAGCUUACUGCAGGACCUGGGAGCAGCCCAGCCAGGCGGCUUCCUUCACCCACGUGGCCCAGUCGCCUACAGUGUUCAAUGAGCACGUGGCAAACAGCGGCAUGACCCCCGGAGCGACUGCUCAGAACCUGAAAUCUCCCGCCUCCAUGAGAUGCAGGAGUGUGUCUGACUCCUCAGUUCCCCAGAGAGAUUCACUUUCAAGAACAUCUACUCCUUUUAAUAAGUCCAACAAAGCAGCCAGCCAGCAAGGCACCCCAUGGGAGACCCUGGUCGUGUUUGCUAUCAACCUCAAGCAACUGAAUGUGCAAAUGAAUAUGAGCAAUGUGAUGGGUAAUACAACAUGGACCACUAGUGGUUUGAAAAGUCAGGGUCGUCUCUCCGUAGGAAGUAACAGAGACCGGGAGAUCAGCAUGUCUGUUGGCCUGGGCAGAUCCCAGUUAGAUUCAAAGGGAGGCGUGGUUGGAGGUACCAUUGAUGUCAACACCUUGGAGAUGGUUGCUCAUAUUUCUGAACAUCCAAAUCAGCAACCGAGUCACAAAAUUCAGAUCACUCUGGGUUCCACUGAAGCUCGUGUGGAUUACAUGGGGUCGAGCAUCCUCAUGGGCAUCUUCAGUAAUGCGGACCUCAAGCUGCAGGAUGAAUGGAAAGUGAAUCUGUACAAUACCCUGGAUUCAAGUAUGUCAGACAAAAGUGAAAUUUUUGUCCAUGGAGAUUUAAAGUGGGAUAUUUUCCAAGUAAUGAUUUCCAGAUCGACCACUCCAGACUUGAUAAAAAUAGGAAUGAAACUCCAGGAAUUCUUCACCCAGCAGUUUGACACAAGCAAGCGGGCUCUCUCCACCUGGGGACCAGUUCCUUACCUUCCCCCAAAGGCAACAGCCAGUCAUCUAGAGAAGAACUCGCAAGAACUGUUUCUGGACGCUGCUCAUCACCGCCACUGGCCUGGAGUUUUGAAAGUCGUGUCAGGAUGCCACAUCUCCUUGUUUCAGAUUCCGUUGCCGGAAGACGGGAUGCAGUUUGGGGGUUCUAUGAGCCUCCACGGAAAUCACAUGACACUCGCUUGUUUCCACGGGCCUAAUUUCCGCUCAAAAUCCUGGGCUCUUUUUCAUUUAGAAGAGCCAAAUAUUGCAUUUUGGACAGAAGCACAGAAAAUCUGGGAAGAUGGUUCAAGUGAUCACUCGACGUAUGUUGUCCAGACACUGGAUUUCCACCUAGGUCACAAUACCAUGGUCACCAAACCCUGUGGUGCUUUAGAGAGUCCUAUGGCAACAAUAACCAAGAUCACAAGACGCCGCCACGAAAAUCCGCCCCACGGAGUGGCCAGUGUGAAAGAGUGGUUCAAUUAUGUCACUGCCACAAGGAACGAAGAGUUAAACCUGCUUCGAAAUGUUGAUGCUAAUAACACAGAGAGCAGCACAACUGUGAAGAGUUCUAGUCUGUUGAGCGGCUUCAGAGGAGGUUCUAGUUAUAACCACGAGACAGAGACCAUCUUUGCCCUCCCACGGAUGCAGCUGGACUUCAAAUCCAUUCAUGUUCAGGAGCCACAGGAGCCUUCCUUGCAGGACACGAACAUCAAGCCGAAGGUGGAAUGUAGUGUGGUAACGGAAUUCACCGACCACAUUUGUGUGACUAUGGAUGCUGAGCUGAUUAUGUUUCUUCAUGACUUAGUGUCAGCUUAUCUUAAAGAAAAAGAAAAAGCUAUUUUUCCGCCUCGACUGUUAUCCACUCGACCAGGACAGAAAAGUCCAGUCAUCAUUCACGAUGACAAUUCCUCGGAGAGGGACAGAGAAGAAAGCAUCACGUAUACUACUGUAGACUGGAGAGAUUUUAUGUGCAAUACCUGGCAUCUGGAGCCCACGCUAAGGUUAAUUUCCUGGACUGGAAGAAAAAUUGACCCAGUAGGUGUUGAUUAUAUUCUUCAAAAAUUGGGCUUUCAUCAUGCCAGAACCACUAUUCCUAAAUGGCUUCAGAGAGGAGUCAUGGACCCAUUGGAUAAGGUUCUCUCGGUCCUCAUCAAAAAGCUCGGUACCUCACUGCAAGACGAGAAGGAAAGGAAAGGAAAGGACAAGGAAGAACACUAAAGAGUAACUGUCUGUGAACGAACUGUAACUUUGUGUCCGUUGAGUUUACUAUACUGAAGGGUUUUAUUGUAUAAUAAAAGUAUUUUCUGUAUAAUUUAAAGAUGAUUUUAGUGGGGUUUUGGCUACUGUGUUCAAACAGUUUGUGAGUUUAUCUGUUUAGUAUGGUAGCACCACCAUUCUGUAUACAGUGAAGUAUUGCAUGAUGAUGUAAGUUUUGUGGAAAAAAAAUAGAUUAAAUAUGUAAAUCUUUUGGUUAGCAUUUAUAAUUGUAUUAUGUGCAAUAUGAUUCCUGCAUCCUUAAAAUAUUUGCAGAUUAACUGUGAAUUUUUGUGACUAAUUAGCUGUAAUUUUUUUUUCAAAUCUUGCUGAUAAUUUGACCUUCUUUUUGGUUGGUAAUGGCUUUUAUCCCCCUUGGUAAUGUGUAGACUUGUAUAAAUUCCAGUAUGUAUAUAGUUUCAGAAACUGUGAUAUGAUUGCACAGCAUUAAAAUGUUGUUUGUUACAGUUGUAAUAAAAAGCCACGAUAACUUA
This is a messenger RNA of Phascolarctos cinereus (koala), 15810 nucleotides long. The record is from RefSeq and is a predicted model, not a curated record. NCBI's taxonomy places the organism in Eukaryota, Metazoa, Chordata, Mammalia, Diprotodontia, Phascolarctidae.